UCCCCUUGCCCCCUUUUUAAACAUACCCUUGUACAAAAUUUCUCUGUAUAUACCACCUCAUAUAUUCAUAUAUAUACGAGUGUGUGUGUGAUCUUUUGUAGUUGAUGUUAUGUACACAUAAUUGAACUAUAGUGAGUUGGGUAUUGCUUUAUUGAUUUUAUGUUAUUGGAAUUUUGAUAAGACUUGAAGAUUCUAUUCAUUCUUUUUUAGAAAGCUAUGGAUGUUUAGAAGGAAUUAGGAAUUAGGAAUUAGGAUUUAGAGUUUUUGAUGUUUGUAAGAUUGAGGAAUUAAAGCGGGAAACAAAAGUCCAAAGAUAAUGAAUUCAACAUAUACUCAAUUCGUUGCCUCUAAAAGGAUGGGUAUAUGUGAUCCAAUCCAUCAAAUUGGCAUGUGGGGAGAUUUCAAAAAUAGCAGUUUCCCAGAUACGUCGGCAACCUUGAUUCUUGAAGUUGAGAAUUGUUUAGAGAACGAGAUGCCUAUUAUGGAGAAAAGACCACACAAUGAGACAGAGGAACUUUCACAUGGAACAGUUGGAACGUCUAACAGAUAUGAACCAGAAGCACGUAAACCUAUUGAUAAGGUGCUUAGACGCCUCGCACAAAACCGUGAAGCUGCUCGUAAAAGUCGUUUACGGAAGAAGGCCUAUGUUCAGCAGUUGGAAAAUAGUAAACUGAAGCUGCUUCAGUUGGAACAAGAACUAGAACGUACUAGACAACAGGGUCAGUAUGCAGGUGUCGGUUUAGAUGAAAGUCAGAUAGGUUACACCGGAACUGCAAAUUCAGGAAUUGUUGCUUUUGAAAUGGAGUAUGGCCAUUGGGUGGAAGAGCAAGAUCGACAAACAGAUGAAUUAAGGAGUGCUUUGAAUUCUCAAGUUGGUGAAAUUGAAUUGCAGCUUCUUGUCGAGGGUUGCUUGAACCACUAUUUUGAUCUAUUUCGCAUGAAAGCUGCGGCCGCACAUGCCGAUGUUCUCUUCCUUAUGACUGGCACGUGGAAGACAUCAGCUGAGCGAUUCUUCUUAUGGAUUGCGGGAUUUCGCCCCUCUGAGCUUUUAAAGGUUCUCACACCAAAUGUGGAGCCAUUGACAGAACAACAACUCCGGGAUGUUUGCAACCUCAUGCAAUCGUGUCAACAGGCAGAAGACGCAUUGUCCCAAGGAAUGGUAAAACUCCACCAGAUUCUUGCUGAGGCUGUUGCAGCUGGUACACUAGGUGACGGUAUUAUCCUUCCAAAGAUGGCUGCUACCAUUGAGAAUUUGGAAGCUCUAGUUAGAUUUGUAAAUCAGGCAGAUCAUCUUCGCCAAGAAACCCUUCUACAGAUGUCCUGCAUCCUGACCCCGCAACAAUCAGCUCAGGGCCUCCUUGCCUUGGGAGAAUACUUUAAACGUCUUCGUGCUCUAAGCUCACUUUGGACCAGUCGUACUUCUGAACCAGCAUAAAGAAGCAAGAAAAAACCAUUAUAUGCCACUCAGCGCAUAAUUCAACUUUGCCAAUGAAAGCUGAGCAAGCUAAAAUCUGCACUUUGCUUAUACAGGUAAAACUAUGAAUUUGGAUAUGCAACAUAAUAUCAGCUUGCGCCCGUUUGGACACUGCUUCGCCCCUGAUUGAAAUCUGUAUAUAAGUUCCGGUAUGCUGUAAUUGGAACUUUGAAAUUUGCAUUUCUCUUUUUUUUCUUUUUUCUUUUCACAUUGGUUUUGAUGAUUGUAAAUCAAUAUGGUCUUGAGUUGUUUUCCGAGGCUCGCUUGCCAGGUCUGGGGAUGGAACUUACUCCAAGUUGCUGUUAUGGUACCUCUCUGUAGUAUCUAUUAUGGGAGUGUGUGAUGUGGCAAGCAAUUUUUGAAAGCUUUGCAGAUGAACAACUGCUAUAAAAGAAAAAUAAGCAAUGAUGACAUGAGCAAUAUUAUGUUGUUACUUAAUGAAUUGUGUUGAGGAAAAUUUGGGCAUAUAUAUGUUUACUUCUACAGAUUUUCAUCCAAAAAGAUUGUUGGUUACUUGGACAAAUAUAAAUACCAAGUUCAGCUAUGGCAUAUUCCAUAAUGUAGUUCACUGUAUAUUCCGAUGCAACAACAAUCACGAAUUUUUCUCUAUUCCUCUCGUAAAUGUUGUAACGCCCUUAAUGCUAGGUUUUGGAAAAGA
This is a messenger RNA of Nicotiana tabacum (common tobacco), 2132 nucleotides long. RefSeq names its product TGACG-sequence-specific DNA-binding protein TGA-1A-like. Lineage: Eukaryota; Viridiplantae; Streptophyta; Magnoliopsida; Solanales; Solanaceae. Gene Ontology annotation, biological process: regulation of DNA-templated transcription; DNA-templated transcription. The record is from RefSeq and is a predicted model, not a curated record. Gene Ontology annotation, molecular function: sequence-specific DNA binding; DNA-binding transcription factor activity.